This is a messenger RNA of Homalodisca vitripennis (glassy-winged sharpshooter), 831 nucleotides long. RefSeq lists its product as uncharacterized. Lineage: Eukaryota; Metazoa; Arthropoda; Insecta; Hemiptera; Cicadellidae. The coding region runs from base 1 to 831 and encodes 276 amino acids. The transcript is spliced from 2 exons. The record is from RefSeq and is a predicted model, not a curated record.
AUGAUUGAUACUGAUUGUGACUCGGACAGACUAACGUCCAUCCACCCACUGGACGGAUUUCAUGCCUUAGACAUCCACGGGACACUUACUACCUCACACAGAACGUCCAUCCACCCACUGGACGGAUUUCAUGCCUUAGACAUCCACGGGGCACUUACUACCUCACACAGAACGUCCAUCCACCCACUGGACGGAUUUCAUGCCUUAGACAUCCACGGGGCACUUACUACCUCACACAGAACGUCCAUCCACCCACUCGACGGAUUUCAUGCCUUAGACAUCCACGGGACACUUACUACCUCACACAGAACGUCCAUCCACCCACUGGACGGAUUUCAUGCCUUAGACAUCCACGGGGCACUUACUACCUCACACAGAACGUCCAUCCACCCACUGGACGGAUUUCAUGCCUUAGACAUCCACGGGGCACUUACUACCUCACACAGAACGUCCAUCCACCCACUGGACGGAUUUCAUGCCUUAGACAUCCACGGGGCACUUACUACCUCACACAGAACGUCCAUCCACCCACUCGACGGAUUUCAUGCCUUAGACAUCCACGGGGCACUUACUACCUCACACAGAACGUCCAUCCACCCACUGGACGGAUUUCAUGCCUUAGACAUCCACGGGGCACUUACUACCUCACACAGAACGUCCAUCCACCCACUGGACGGAUUUCAUGCCUUAGACAUCCACGGGGCACUUACUACCUCACACAGAACGUCCAUCCACCCACUGGACGGAUUUCAUGCCUUAGACAUCCACGGGGCACUUACUACCUCACACACAGAACGUCCAUCCACCCACUGGACGGAUUUCAUGCCUUAG